Molecule: messenger RNA, 4375 nt
Organism: Solenopsis invicta (red fire ant)
Lineage: Eukaryota; Metazoa; Arthropoda; Insecta; Hymenoptera; Formicidae
Gene: Ca-Ma2d
Product: voltage-dependent calcium channel subunit alpha-2/delta-3
Exons: 15
Coding region: 419-4285 (1288 amino acids)
Cellular component (GO): voltage-gated calcium channel complex
Molecular function (GO): voltage-gated calcium channel activity
Source: RefSeq, a predicted model, not a curated record
UGCAAUGCAUACAAGACCGAUGUCGACAAUCGACUAAACUUUGAAAUCAAGUUUCCGUGCUUAAGAGAAAUAUACGUGAGGACAAUAUGUCAGGGACUGACGUCAGGAUAACCGGCGUUUUGCGAGAAAUGAUAAAAACUUAGUCUGCUGCUUUUAUGCCGCCCGGCAUGAUUUUAUUAAUAUCCACGGCAGAAAACAAGAAGGGACCGUUAGAGCUUCAAGACGGCGCUGCUCGAAUGCCAAAAAUAAUCGGACUGGAGGUGAUCUUUGCGGUCGGUUUGUUUCGCAGUAGAUAGUACUUGAUCUGCUAUUGUGAGCUUUUGUGAAUCCGUCUUUUUUUUUAAGAGUUAAAGAAACGUAACGUUUCAUCGAGAACAAAGGGAAAGUAAAAGGAAAACACACGAGACGAUUCUUGCUCAUGUCGUCGACUGUAGGACGAUGUUGCAUCUUUUAUUUUGUGUUAAUGUUCGUCGCAUGUCUGGCUAAAAACGCGCAUAUUGUGACUAGAUGGGCGGACAAAUUGGGUACAGAGUUAUGGGAACUCGCAAACGAAGUGGCCCGGCCCGAGGAAUUGCUGGAAAAAUACAAGAGCAUGAAUGCGCGAGUUGAAGACAAGUCCGGAGAAGAUUUGAUCAACAUAAUCAGUGAAAAUGUAGGUAGGAUGCUGCGUCGAAAAAUAGACGCGGUUACUUGCAUUCAGAUAGCAGCUGAGAAGGCUGCGGAAAGUUGGGAACCUGUGAAGAAUUGGGACUCAAUUUUCUUGGAUGGCAACUUCUCUUAUGCUUCCAGCAAAUGCAGUCCUGCUCAUGUCAUCGGACAUGAUUCAGCAAAGAAAAUGAAAUAUUGUAACAGGACUGUAAAGAACAGUACUACUGGUGGCCCUGAACCUGUAGUCGUGUUCAGAGAAAUGGAAUUGAUCUCGGAUUCGCAUUUUUAUAACAUCCCAGUAAAUACAAGUUACUCAUCGGUUCAUAUACCGACCAACGUAUACGAUCUCACGCGAAAUGUAAUUGAAGACAUCGCCAAGAGUGAACCGUUGGACGAAACGUUUCGUCAGAAUUAUGAAUCCGAUCCGGCAUUAUCGUGGCAAUAUUUUGGUACAGUCACUGGUAUGCUUCGACAAUAUCCUGCUAUGCAAUGGCGAACAAAUAAGAAUGAUGAUGAUGGUGAUGAUGAUGAUGAUGAUGAUGAUGAUGAUGAUGAUGAUGAUGAUGAUGAUGAUGGUGGUGGUGGUGGUGGUGGUGGUGGUGGUGGUGGUGGUGAUGAUGAUGAUAAUGAUGAUUGUGAUGGUGAUGAUGAUAAUGAUAAUGCUGAUCUGUAUGACUGCAGGCUACGUAGUUGGUUUAUAGAGGCAACCACGUGCAGCAAAGAUAUGGUGAUUCUAAUGGACGCCAGCGGCAGCAUGAAAGGCAUGGAAAACACGAUCGCAAAGACAACGGUGAGCGCAAUUCUGGAUACCUUGUCGAACAACGACUUCGUCGCGUUUCUGAAUUUUUCCAAAGAGGCGACCGAGACUGUGCCAUGUUUUAAGAAUAUGCUGAUUCAAGCCACUCCGGAGAAUCUUGAUACUCUUAAGAAAUCCAUGGACAAAUUUCAGAUAAAUGGUACUUCUGAUCUCCCAGCGGCCUUCACUAAGGCGUUUAGUCUACUCGAAACUUAUCGGGAAACACGGGGUUGUGACGUGGACUUGCCGUGUAAUCAGCUUAUUAUGCUUAUUACUGAUAAUGUUCCCGGAGGGACAUUAGGAAAUAAUCUAAAGGAGGUAUUUAAAAAAUGGAAUUGGAAAGAAAAUAGUACUCAUGUACCGGUGCGAGUGUUUACGUAUCUUAUAGGCAAAGAAGCGACAAUGACGGACGACGUCCAGUGGAUGGUGAGAUCGUGUCUGAAUCGUGGCGACUGCUACAAUGUGCGAACUCUGGAAGAAGUGCGUGAGCAAGUGCUCAAGUACAUCCCGGUUGUGGCGCGUCCCUUGGUGCUUCAGAGUGUCGUACACCCUAUUGCGUGGACGCAUGUUUAUGCCGAUGUCACGAGUCCGGCACUUGCCGCUUGGCUGUGGCUGGUGAUGGAGCAUGAGGAACAAAAGUCGCGUCUACAAAAGUAUCUGAAAGGAAAACAGCUGGGCGUGCGAAUAAACGAGGAUGCAAUCUACAUACAGCAGCUGCACAAAGACGAGAAUAUUGAGGCGGAUCCGUCUACCCUGAACACCACCGCUAAGCAAGAAUAUAGACUGUUGACUUCCGUAAGCACACCUGUGUUCUAUCGCAAAAGCAACAUGACAGAUGCAACGAAUGACACAUUGCUCGGCGUGGCUGGCACGGAUAUACCGAUUGACGACAUUCGCAGGCUUACGUUGCCGUAUAAACUCGGUGUGAACGGCUACGCCUUUAUUGUAUCCAACAAUGGUUAUGUGAUAUUGCAUCCAGAUCUUCGACCGGUUUACAAAGGCCGCCUUAAAUUGAACUAUAACAGCGUCGACCUCACGGAGGUGGAGAUACAUGACGACGGGGGCGGACCGAGAAAUCCGGGUCCCAAAUUAUUGGAACUGAGAUCAGCCUUGGUGAAGCACCAACGAGGUAAUAUGACUGGGGUUCCCGUGAAAUUGCAUUACGAUGACAAUCGUCGGAUCAAUCUUGAGAAACGUGAUUACUUUUAUGCACCCUUACUUGGCACUCCAUUUAGCCUUGCGGUUGUUAUACCCAACUACGGAACUACUUGGAUUAAGGUCGGUGACGAAAUCCGCAGAAACCAGAACAUGAACGUAAAUGUGUCGGACUACUUUGUGGGCGAUCAUUGGCGCAUACAUCCAAGCUGGGUGUAUUGCCGUUAUCACUACCUAAAGGAUCAUAAAUUCAAUAGUUCGGAAGAUGAGUUGCAUCACUUCUUGGCGCUGAUGAGCCGACCUGGCUGGCGCUGGUCUGAGCAAUAUGAAGCUUAUCCAUCUAUAGAUGAAAAUGUCGAUGAAGAACCCGACUGUGGCAGUCGAACACUCAAGCACGAUGACUACUACUGCAACAAGGAGCUUAUGCAGUUACUCGUGUUUGAUGCCAAGGCAACAAACAACAGCUUUUACAGUGACUAUGUUGAGGAUUUGCCUCCGAAGGCUCGAAAUCUGGCACAUCUCUAUGGUAUUUUUGUAAGAUUUGUCGCGACGCAAAGCGGCCUCACUAGAUGGCAUCAUCUUAGGACCAGCAAAUCACCAGGUGUGGACGACGGCAUUGUCUUCGGUGACCUUUAUAAACGAGCAGUGAAUGAGCCUUGGUAUAAAGGCGCGAUCUUUCAAAAUGAGCUAGAUCCCGAUAGUAUUUCUUUAUCUGUUCCAUCGGAAGCAGGCGCAGAUGCAAUAAUAACAGCUUCGAUGAGCCUAUCGCCUAAAGACGGUGGCAAGAAAGCGCCGGCAGCCGUAAUAGGUUUUCAGAUGCCAAUGACAGAUUUUUACGAGCGAUUCAUCGCAAUAACUUCAGUAACGACGAACUCGAACAUGAAUUGUGCCCAUAAAUGGAUCGACUGCUACCUGUUAGAUCAGAAUGGCUACGUGGUGAUCUCGGACGCACAUAACGACACUGGGCAAUUUAUGGGCACUCAGGAGGGCGCCGUCAUGCUCUCCAUGGUCAAGCAGGGUCUUUACAAACCGGUAGACAUCUAUGAUUAUCAAGCAUGGUGUCAGGAAACCCGAAUCGGCAACUCCGCCAUCAGUUUGAUGGAGCCACUGCAACAUAUUGCAAAAAUGUUGCUCUGGUUUUUGCUACGGUUGAUAUGGUUUGCGACCCAGUUUGUAAACUUACCUGGUAUUCACGGCAAAGUCCACUUGGAUGAGGAUGCACCUGAUCCGCCACCACCACCGAAACCCUGUCUCUAUCACUAUCCCUGCGAUCAACAGCGAACGCUUUAUAUGUUGAAUGAGACAAUUGCUGCUAAAGGCAUUACCAACCACACCGAUUACUGCUCGCGACCUUUCUACGCUCAGAAAGUGGUACACACUAAUUUAUUGUUAGUUGUGGUGGACAGUAUGUAUCCGACAUGCUACAGAAGAUUGGAAGUAACACCCGUCACUAUCUUACCUUUUGAGUACACAAAUAGCACGGCCGACGAACCUUGCCACAAGAUUUCAUUAAACGAUCUGAAGAAACGCAGGCUGAGAGGUUGCUUCACGGAACAUCCUUUAGAGCACGUGACUUACGGCUGCGGAGCAUCCGAACUGAUGGUGUCCUUGUCGCUGCUUUUUUUUAUUCAUGGAAAUAACCCAUCUUGGCUUGUAUUAUAUCCAUGGUUGGAAAAUGGAGGAUAACUCUCAACAUCACAUCUUAUAACAUUAUAACACUUAUAAACUAAGCUAUAAUAUGUACGGAGUAGUACACAUUGAAGCCGCAUCAAGCAA